AUGGGAAAACGGUGGUCAGGCAUUAAUCGCCACUCGGGCUGCCUACGUCGCACACCAAAUCAACGUAAACGACGCCCAACUGCAAGCCGUGGGAAACUUCACCUACCUGGCAGCACCCUCUCCCGCAACACCAAAAUCGACGAUGAAGCGGCCCCCCGCAUUUCCAAGGCCAGUCAAGCCUUCGGCCGUCUGCGAAACAUAGUUUGGAAUCGAUACGGUCUCCACAUCAGCGCCAAACUGAAGAUGUACAAGGCAGUCAUCCUGCCGACGCUGAUCUAUGGAGAAGAGACCUUGACGGUGUACAAGAAGCAGGCGGGGAGACUCAAUCAUUUCCACCUCAGCUGUGCCCAACGGAUAUUGAAGCUGAGGUGGCAGGACCGGAUUCCGGACACGGAUGUACUGAAUUGGACGGGAAUCCUCAGCAUUAACGCCAUGCUGGGACAGUUGCAAUUGUGUUGGAGCGGCCGCAUCGUACGGAUGGACGACGAGCGGCUACCCAGACGACUCGUCUAUGGAGAUACCACUACGGGUUCCCGCCGACAAGGAGGUCGAAUCCGGCACUAUAAGUAUGCCCUGAAGGCUUCUCUGUGGCGCCUAUAAAUCGAUCCGGCCACCUGGGAAGACUUCGUCCGAGACCGACUACGAAGAGGAGGACAGUGAAGACAGGCGUAGGGAUCUAUGAAGUCAUCUGCAUCACCGCUGACAAAGUCAAACGCGAGGUUUACAAAUCCCAAAUGCGUCCUCCUCGCAACGCCAACGCUCAACCAGCCCUGACCUGCCCACGCUGCCAGUAGACGUUUCGGGCACCAAUCGGCCUUGUAGGACAUCUUCAUAUCAACUGCAGCACCCGAGCUACACCAGCUGUUUUCUCCUCGUCCAACUGUGCCUCAGCCUCCACAUCGACAAAUAACAUUGACCGCGCAUCCGAACCCCCACUACCAUCCUCCUCCCUCUUCUUCUUCUUCUUCUUCUUCUUCUUCUUCUUCUUCUUCUUCUUCCCUUCCGUUGCCUCAACAUUCGCUACGGCGGAUCCUAAACCCACCACCACUGCACACAAUCCUGACACACCAAAAAACAUCAACCCUCCCCCCACCAACAACGCCAGUGAUGUGGACUCUUUCCAUACCUGUCCUCUUUGCGACCGCACCUUCACCCCACGCAUCGGCCUGGUCGGUCACUUGCGAAUCCAUCGCACAGAGACUGGCGAACCAGUGCCUGGAGCACCAACCUACACUCGCCGAAUUCGCCUCCACUGUCCACACUGUCCCCUCACAUCCACCCACUGCAUGGGCCUGUUUUGCCACAUGCGCAUUCAAGAAAACCUGCGGUAG
Molecule: messenger RNA, 1331 nt
Organism: Spirometra erinaceieuropaei
Lineage: Eukaryota; Metazoa; Platyhelminthes; Cestoda; Diphyllobothriidea; Diphyllobothriidae
Source: the annotation of a GenBank genome assembly